UAUGGCCACUAGCCAUGCACUUUGCUACGGGUUGUGAAUUAAAUUUUAUUUUUUAGAACUUGUCGCAUUCCUGAGUGUGUUGUUACUAAAAUUUGUGUGACGUUUGUUAAAGUUGUAAUAACUUCUACUUCACCUUUUUCUCCAAAAGAAAAUCUUUUCAAUUAAAACACUGUUUUGGAAUUAAUUGGCAAAUUCAUCGAAAAGGCUAAGAAAUAAACCUGGUUUUUGUAAAUUCUUGAGUAGAAUUAAUUACUUAGGACGAUUUUGUUUUCCCCUAACUUUCUUCUACGCGAGAAUAAGAAAAUAGGGCAAGUUACAAAGGAAAUACCAAGGUAUAUAGACCAACCUAUUUAGCUCUUUCAAAGGAUCAGAUAAUAAACCAACAAACCUAGUUAAUAUACACAAGUUGCGCAACAUGGAAUCUAUGGAAUACGAAAUGGCAAGAAAUAUGACUCUGCUGUUCUUCUUGGAGCGACUAUUGGACAAAGGGGAACCACGUACUGUCCAUGAUCUAAGUUGUCAAUUUGGGGCAAAAGAAUUUACGAAAGAGAUGCGUCAGAUUGCCGGUGGAAGUCAGUCAGGACUGAAAAAAUUUCUGGCGCAAUAUCCUUCAAUUUUUUUGGUUGAUGGCGAUUAUGUCCAAGUCAAUUCAUAUCAAACGAUCACCGACGAUCCAAACGGAAGCUAUGCUGGGCGUCGAGAUUACAUCCAAGAAGCAAAGGACUAUUUCAAGAACAAAAUGCUUCAAUACGGAAUAGGAGUUGAAGUUCCCGUUAAAAGUCUACUUGGCCAUCGUAGUCAAGCGUCACCACAAGUAAGGCACAUCUCAGGUCAACAUAUCAAAGAAUUUACUGAUUUUCUGAUAAAACAUCCCGACACAUUUAAAGUAGUGAACGAUCAUGUUGUAAUCGUUGGUUGUGAAAAUAUGGACGAUCUUCCAGCAUCGGAACGUUUGCACUUGCCUCAAACCUAUAUUGACACGAAGGGAACACAACAAAUGCUUGAUUUUUUUGCUCAGUGCAUUGAAGUUAAAGGUCCCAUUCUCGUCGAUCAGCUUUUCCAUCUAGUUACCUCGAAGUUUCCCCAAGAACAAUGGCUCAAGAUGUUCAAGACGCCAAGUGAUCUGACAACAUUUCUUCGACUUUUCUCCGAUUGUUUCAAUAUACAAGCAAAUCUAGUCACUCUUCUACAAAAGCCAAAACUCUCUGAUUCUCACAUACAGCAGGCUCAAGCGAAGUCGAGAGAACAAUAUAAUGCAAUUAAUAAUAUAGUUAACAAUAAUCAAAUGAAUACUCAACUAAGCACUUCAUCUCCCGUUCAGCAGCAACGAAUUCAUUCACCCGUAUUCCGAAGCGUAAGCAACAAUUCCAAUUAUAGCAACAACUGCAAUAAUAACACCAUAGCGCCAAACUUCAAAUUGAACGAACCUGUUUCAAAUGUAAAUACUAACAGUACAUUUUCAUCAAGAGGUGAGCCAAACAGUGGAUGUGAAAGUUUUGUGAUGUCUUCAGAAUUGCAAAUUGAAAAUCUUUGCGAAAGAAACUGCCCCAGCCCUUCUACUAGCUCAUAUUACGGCAGCAGUUCUGUACAAAAUCCAUCACCGAAUCCUAUAGUACCGUCAACUCAUUCGCAACAGCCAACGGUUCCCGAAAGAAUUAAUAGCCAAAAUCAAACACUCAAGCAGCGAAUUAACAAUUUAGUUAUUAGGACCCUGGCGGAAAACUUUGAAAAAGAUAAACAAUCAAUGGCAGCGCUUGGAGACCAUGCUAAAUCUGGACUGGGUUUCGUUCCCCAACAACAGCAACAGCCUCAACAAUAUAGCCCAGCUCAUUCACCUAGUCAUAAUUAUUUCGUAGGCGAUACAUGGAAAAUCAAGAUUUUACAGAAUACUCGAGUCAUUUCAACUAUAAAAGAGAGUCUCUUCGUAACCGAUGCCAUUCUCAAAUUUGCACAAAAGAAUCAAAGUGUUGUGAUUUCUGUAGAUUGUGAAGGCAUCAAUUUGGGGGUAAAAGGCGAGAUAACUCUUAUUGAAAUUGGUACAACAAGAGGAGAGGCGUUUAUUUUCGAUGUGCUGACUUGUCCCGAGCUGGUAUCGGACGGUGGGCUGAAGAAUCUUCUCGAGCACGACUGUGUCAUCAAGGUCAUUCAUGAUUGUCGCAAUGAUUCGGUUAAUAUGUACUCACAGUUUGGUGUGCUUCUGAGAAAUGUAUUUGAUACUCAGGCCGCUCAUGCUGUUGUUCAAUUACAGGAUAGCGGUAAACAAGUAUAUAAGGCAAAAUAUAUAUCAUUGAACUCAUUGUGUGAGCUGUAUAAUGCGCCGAUUAAUCCAAUCAAGGAUCAACUUAAAAAUGUUUAUCGACGGGAUCAAAAGUAUUGGGCUAAUAGGCCACUGUCUCGCGAUAUGCUUCUGUAUGCGGCAGGUGAUGUCCUAGUAUUAAUUAACGAUCAGCUGUAUUGUAAUUUGGCGAGACAAAUCAAACCCGAAAAUCAACAACUGUUUUCCGAAUUAUGUACGGAGCAAAUUUUGAUGCAAAUUAAGCCGACGGAGGUAAAAAUUCGCAAGAAACAAAGAAAGAUAAGCAGUGAAGUAGCAGAUUUAAAACAAAAACUAGGACAAACAAAUAAAAGCAUUGUUCUCAGUAAUAGAGAAAUAAGAUUACUUCGAUACAUGGACCUCACUGAAGAUGAAAAAGAACGUCUCAAGGGCUUCUACAAAGUCGCUAAAAAACUCGAAAAAAUGGAAAACAUUAACAAUCAAAAUAGAGAACAUAGUGACUCAGAAGAUGAUCAGGAGAAUGUAGAGAUCGACAAUUUCCCAAGCUUAGAUAGUGUGCCAUCCGACAAUUCACUUACUGGAACUUUUUCCCCACGUUUGAACUCCGAACCCCCAACUUUGACUGAGUCCAUGCAGAUGAUGGAUGAAAUUCUUUCAAACAGCUCUAUGGAUCGAUUAUCAAAAAUCGAUAAAUUAGAAGCCAUACUCUCAGCGGCAACUCUUUUGCCUAGUGAUCAGAUUAUUACGUCUAAUUCGAUCACUGAACAAUUGGGUUCGAAUAUUGCGACAACUGAAAAUCUUCAAAUUGUUAGAGAAAAAUCUAAAAAUAAUAAAAACUGCAACUGUAAUAAUGAACUUAGUCUAACACCAACCACUCGUGGCAAUACUGACCAGAAACCGAUUGAAAAGGCCGAUGCAUCUUCACAAACUUUAAGUACUGGUGACAUAGUUAUCACAAAAAUAUUCUUCCAGGAAGAGCAAGAAAAGGCCAAAGAAAAAGUUCUCACAUCUUCACCUAGGCGAUCAGCAACAUAGGUCAAUUUAAUAAUUGUCAAUUACUGCAAUUUUAUUCGCUGUGUGGUUCUAUGUUCUCAUUGCACCUCAUAAGUUUUUGUUUUCUUCAAAAAAUCGGAAUUUAAAAAAUUGAAUAAUUAGAGAAGAAUAUAAGUGAUAUUUAUUGUAUUUUUUAUCAAAUAUAUAUUAUUAGGGGUUUAGUAUAGAUCAGGGAUAUGAAUCGCGUUAAUUAUAUUUCAGUAACACUUGAAUUUUUUUCUUCCAAAUAUUGUCACAAAUUAACAAAUAAAAAUGAGGAUAGACAUUCAUUUUUUGUCAUGAUAAAAGUUUAGUUUAUAUAAUAUUGUGCUAAGAAUAGACAAAGAACUAACUAUUGUGCUUUGAUAAAUUAUUCUAAGCCUAAAAUAGUCAACUGAAAAUAAUUUUCUUCUGAAACAAUAUCAAUCAAAACAAUCAAAUGGUACUAAGAGAAUUAAAUUUGUUAUCUAUUUUAUUCUGUUUAUUCUUGCUGUUAAACUUUUCAAUUCGUUGCAAAAUUGUAAAUAUAUAUAGUUUGGUUCUUUUCUAUAUAAAUAAAUAUUCAUCAAACCGUUUUAUGUAAGUGAACCUUUUAAAACUCAUGCAAAGUAGAUUAAUUGGACCAAAUAACUGCUGUUAAAAAUAUUAACUGAUUUAUUUUGUUAAGAACCUAUAAAAGUUAAAAAAAAAAAAAACAAAAACAAAUAACUAGCCAUCAUUUGCAACUAUUGGUUACUAAAUUUUUUUUACAUAAUAAACCUUACUAAAAAGCUUUA
Molecule: messenger RNA, 4083 nt
Organism: Eupeodes corollae
Lineage: Eukaryota; Metazoa; Arthropoda; Insecta; Diptera; Syrphidae
Gene: egl
Exons: 10
Coding region: 416-3310 (964 amino acids)
Biological process (GO): nucleobase-containing compound metabolic process
Molecular function (GO): nucleic acid binding; 3'-5' exonuclease activity
Source: RefSeq, a predicted model, not a curated record